Ochotona curzoniae (black-lipped pika) is the source of this 612-nucleotide messenger RNA. Its product is annotated as leukotriene C4 synthase. Gene Ontology annotation, biological process: leukotriene biosynthetic process. The coding region runs from base 26 to 502 and encodes 158 amino acids. The transcript is spliced from 5 exons. The record is from RefSeq and is a predicted model, not a curated record. Gene Ontology annotation, cellular component: endoplasmic reticulum; membrane; nuclear envelope. Gene Ontology annotation, molecular function: glutathione peroxidase activity; glutathione transferase activity; leukotriene-C4 synthase activity. NCBI's taxonomy places the organism in Eukaryota, Metazoa, Chordata, Mammalia, Lagomorpha, Ochotonidae.
CACUAGAUGUGUUGAUAACAGCUCCAUGGCUGGCCCUGUCUCCGGCACCAUGAAGGACGAGGUGGCUCUCCUGGCCACUGUCACCCUCCUAGGAGUCCUGCUACAAGCCUACUUUUCCCUGCAGGUCAUUUCUGCGCGCAGGGCCUUCCGCGUGUCACCGCCGCUCACCACCGGCCCGCCCGGCUUCGAACGUGUCUACCGAGCCCAGGUGAACUGCAGCGAGUACUUCCCGCUAUUCCUCGCCGCUCUCUGGGUCGCCGGCAUCUAUUUCCACGAAGGCGCCGCCGCCGCCUGCGGCCUGGUCUACCUGUUCGCGCGCCUGCGCUACUUCCAGGGCUACGCGCGCGCAGCUCAGCUCAGGCUGGCCCCGCUGUAUAAGAGCGCCGGCGCGCUCUGGCUGCUGGUGGCGCUGGCGGCGCUCGGCCUGCUGCUGCACUUCCUCCCUGCCCCGCUGAGCGCGGCGCUGCUCCGCCGGCUCAGGAUGCUGCUGCCCUGGGCCUGAGACCGACAGACCCGAGAGCCUCCAGGAGCGGGCGGGUGCCCCGCCUCUGCCUCAGGCGUCUGAUUCAAGUCUCUGCAACGGCUGUUCCCGUAACUGCUUUCCCCGGGGCU